AGACCUGGUGUGUAUGCAACACACUUUACAAACCUUGAACGACAUAACCUAAGCUAACAUAACCUCUAACCUUGCAUUAACCUUUAUGACAUUGAUAAUACACACAAAAAUACUUGUAAAUGCAGUCUAUUUAAUUUAAAAUGCAGUCUAGUACAAGGUUAUCUGAAGGAUACAGUGCAGAAGAUCGGAUUGGGGUGGAACAAUUUUUAAAAAUUGCUGAUUAUGAGGAUACCGUAAGGCAAUUGGAUAUUUAUUAUGGAAUGGUGAAACGGCAGUUAUUAAGAUACCAAAGUCCUAUCACUGGAUUAUUUCCUGUUGUAUCUUCCGAUAAAGAAAUUGGGAGUGUUAGAGAAAGUGUUUAUUGCGCAGCAGCUAUAUGGAGUUUAUAUCAAGCUUAUAGGCGUAUUGAUGAUGAUCGUGGUAAAUCCUAUGAAUUGGGACAAUCAGCGGUGAAAUGUAUGCGGGGUAUAUUAGAAUGCUGGAUAAGACAAUCCCCCAGAAUUGAAUUAUUCAAAAAGAACCAAUGUAAUACUCAUUCGUUACAUGUUAAGUUUCAUUUAGUCAGAGGAGACCCUAUUUACCCAGACAAUCAAUAUAACCACUUACAAAUUGAUGCAGUAUCAAUUUAUUUAUUAUUUUUAGUUCAAAUGAUUAGUUCUGGGUUGCAAAUCAUUUAUACACAAGAUGAAGUAGCUUUUGUUCAAAACUUGGUUUAUUACGUAGAGAGAGCUUAUAGAACCCCCGAUUUUGGAAUGUGGGAAAGAGGGACAAAAUAUAAUGAUGGUACCCCAGAAAUUCACGCAAGUUCGAUCGGAAUGGCGAAAGCCGCGCUUGAGGCUAUCAAUGGUUGUAAUCUUUUUGGUGAAAAAGGAGCUUCUUGGAGUGUUGUUUAUGUUGAUAUUGAUGCUCAUAAUAGAAAUAGAAGUAUUUUUGAGACACUUUGUCCCAGGGAAUCUUCAUCAAAAAGUGUGGAUAGUGCUUUAUUACCAACAAUUUCAUUCCCCGCGUUUGCUACGCAUGAAGACGUUUUGUAUAAAGAAUGUAAACAUAAUAUUGUUAAAGAAUUAAAGGGAAAUUAUGGUUUUAAAAGAUUUGUGAGAGAUGGAUAUAAAACGGUUGUUGAGGACUCUAAUAAAAGAUAUUAUGGUAAAGGAGAAACCACCAAUUUUGAGCACAUCGAAUGCGAAUGGCCCCUUUUUUUCAUUUUUAUGAUAAUCGAUGGGGUUUUUAAGAAUUUACCCGAUCAGAUUAAAAAAUAUCAGGAGCUUUUAAAACUUACUAUAGCCGUUGAUCAACAUUCAGAUCCAAUCAUACCAAUGUAUUAUUACGUCCCGCAAGAAAAUGUAGACCAAGAACGAUUAAAUCCGCAUAGCACAGAACGCAACCCAAGCGAUUUUAAUGAGCUUUUCCUCUGGAAUCAAGCUAUGUUUAUUAUAUCCCAACUUUUAACCGGCGGUUUACUCCAUAUAAAUGAAUUAGAUUUAAUUAAACGAUAUUUACCGUCUUAUAACCGCCCCAGACGAGCGGGAAGAUACUCUGCUUUUCAAGCAAAACCAUCUAUAGGCACAGCAACCGAUUUAGUGGUACAAAUAGUUCUUAUAGCCGAAUCGAUGCGAUUACAAGCGAUGAUGGCUACUUACGGUAUUCAAACUCAAACUCCACACGAAGUCGAACCAGUUCAAAUUUGGUCAUCAAGACAACUUGUUAAGGUUUACGAAAAUUUGGGGGUUAAUCAUAAAUUGCAAUUGAAAGGUCGCCCAGCGAGACCAAUCGGCAGUUUAGGAACCAGCAAACUUUAUCGAGUUUGCGGGAGCACAGUUUUAUGCUACCCUUUAAUUUUUGAAGUUUCCGAGUUCUAUUUGUACCGAGAUAUGGCUUUAUUAAUUGACGAUGUUAAAACCGAACUUCAAUUUGUUGGAAAAUAUUGGAGAUUAUCGGGAAGACCCACAGUUUGUUUGUUAAUACGUGAAGAACACAUGAGGGAUCCUCAAUUUAAGAAGAUGUUGGAUUUAUUGGCUAUGUUAAAAAAGGGUUAUUGCGAUGGGAUCAAAGUGAGGUUGGGACGGUUACAAAAUUUGAUAUCAAGUUCUUGUGUUGAACAUUUAGAUUUUAUGACCGUCUUAGAUUUACCCCAACAAAAAUUCACUCAAUUUAAACAACUCGAACAUGAUUACAUAGGUUAUCAAAGUUUAACGGAUAUUCCGAAAGUGAUUGAUUGCCAGGAAAUUCUCGAAAACGUUAAUAGUUAUAAAAAUCGCCCAACCAACGAUAUCAUAGAAGCUAUUAAAAGAACUGAAAAUUUAUACAUUUUAUGUCAACUCUAUGGAUUUCUUUUACAAAGGGAGGGUGCGCAAUUUAAAAUUAACGAUUUAACCGUUCAAACUCACAUAAAAAAGUUAUAUUUGCAAGCGGCUUUGAAACGGCAUUGGGCCGCUGUUCGUUACACGAGUAGUCUUUUACAUCACAGCGUCGAUUCGAUAAGUCCCUUCAUAACUUGCGUAUUAGUACAUGGAAAACAACUCACUGUUGGAGUUAUUGGACAAAAAGAAACUGUUCUUCAUAAACCCUUAACUCCAACCGAGAUACAAUCAGUUUUAUAUAACACAAUCCAACCGUUCGAUGUAAUCCAAGCAGUUCUUCAGCAAGAAAUUAUUUUGUAUUGUGGAAGAUUGAUUUCAACCGAUCCCUCACUCUUUAAAGGUAUUUUAAAAAUUAGGAUUGGUUGGGUUUUAGAGGCGAUGAAGUUGUAUUUAAAAAUGAAAGGAUCUCCUAAAGAAUUAGAAAGUCACACUCCGUAUGAAGUUAGACAAUUAAUAUAUAAAGUGUUAUCUUUGAAAGAAUGGGCCGAUAACGAGAAAUUGACGCCUUUUCAACGAAGACAGUUGGAGGGUUGUUUGUGUAGGGUGCCGAGGUCUUUUUACAACCGAGUUUGGGAUGUAAUCCAAAGAACUCCCCAAGGAUUAGUCGUUAUGGGGAACGUUAUUCCUCAAAAUCCGACAAUAACUCAAAUGACACGGUCUGAACUCAGCUUUGCUUUAUUGGUUGAACAGAUGCUUAAUUAUAUUCAACAACCUGAGUAUCGCCAACUUGUUGUGGAAUUACUUUCGACUGUUUCCACAAUUUUACAUCGAAAUCCCGAGUUGACGUUUAAAGCACCUUUGGAUAUAAGGCUAUUAAUUCAAGCCGCUGCUGAUAUGUAUGUUAAGGAUCAUAAUUUAAAAGAAUCUAUUUCUGUAUUGUUUGAAGUUCCAAUGUUGAUAUCGACGGGUUAUUUAGCUAGGGCUGUUGUAAAUGAUAUUUUAAAAGGUGGAACACUUAUACAAGAUGUUGAUCAUGGACAUGCAGCUGAUAGAUGUAUAACAUCAUAAAAAACAUUAUAUUAUUAAAUAGAUUUAAAUAAAAAUUUAAAACGUA
This is a messenger RNA of Onthophagus taurus, 3414 nucleotides long. RefSeq names its product putative phosphorylase b kinase regulatory subunit beta. NCBI's taxonomy places the organism in Eukaryota, Metazoa, Arthropoda, Insecta, Coleoptera, Scarabaeidae. The record is from RefSeq and is a predicted model, not a curated record. Gene Ontology annotation, cellular component: phosphorylase kinase complex. Gene Ontology annotation, molecular function: calmodulin binding. Gene Ontology annotation, biological process: glycogen metabolic process.